Molecule: messenger RNA, 1350 nt
Organism: Talaromyces amestolkiae
Lineage: Eukaryota; Fungi; Ascomycota; Eurotiomycetes; Eurotiales; Trichocomaceae
Exons: 4
Coding region: 1-1350 (449 amino acids)
Biological process (GO): fungal-type cell wall (1->3)-beta-D-glucan biosynthetic process
Cellular component (GO): fungal-type cell wall; cytoplasm
Molecular function (GO): 1,3-beta-glucanosyltransferase activity
Source: RefSeq, a predicted model, not a curated record
AUGUCGUUCUCUCUCAUGCGCUGGGCAAGCUUGGUCAUGCUGGGCAUGCAAGCUUCCCAAGUCUUCGCUAUUUCUCAGAUUUCUGCUGUUGGUGCCAAAUUCUUUAAUUCAUCCGGAGAUCAAUUUUACAUUAAGGGAAUUGCCUAUCAAUUAUCUGAUAACGAUCCACUGGUCAAUGAAGCGCAAUGCAAGUUAGAUGCAGCUCUCAUGAAAGAGCUAGGCGCCAACACAAUAAGGGUCUACCACGUCGACCCCGAUGGAGACCACGAUGGUUGUAUGUCCGCAUUUUCCGAUGCAGGGAUCUAUCUGUUUGUCGACUUGGAAACCUUCAACUCGGCUAUUGAUCAGUCUGCUCCCCACUGGAACAGCACAAUGUUGAACGCCUACACAAAGGUGCUGGACACCUUCCACGGCUACGACAACUUGGCCGGUGUCUUUGUCGGAAAUGAAGUCUUGACCAUGACCAACGGCUCCUGGGCCGCUCCCUACGUCAAAGCCGCCGCUCGCGAUGUCAAGGCCUACCGCGAUUCCAAGGGUUACCGCCAGAUCCCCGUCGGUUACGCCGCUGCCGAUAUCGCCGAUCUUCGUCCCAUGUUGCAAGACUACUUGGCCUGCUCGACCAAUUCGUCCGAAGACUUGGAUUUCUUUUCGUUGAAUGCUUACGAGUGGUGCGGAGACAAUACUUUUACCGGAUCUGGAUACUCGGAAUUGCAGAAGAAUGCCACUGGCUACUCGAUCCCCAUUUUCUUCUCCGAGACUGGCUGCAAUACCUCUCCUCCCCGUACCUUUGAAGAUCAAUCAGCUAUCUUCGGUAGUGAUAUGGCCGAUACCUGGUCCGGCGCUAUCAUCUACGAAUGGAUCGAGGAAGCCAAUAACUACGGUUUGAUCAGCUACGGGCCCAGCGUCGCCGCCACUGCUACUGGUACCAACAUCGUCGGUGGCUACACUCGCGGCGGCACACCUACCCCCGUCUCCCCUGAUUUCUCCAACUUGAAAUCUGUCUGGGCUACCUUGAACCCAACCGGUGUCGCUUUGUCUGCUUACAGCGCGUCCGCCUCCAAGAUUACCCCCUUGGCUUGCCCUGCUGAGACAUCUGGUAUCUGGAACGUGAACCCUACUGCAGCUCUGCCCACUGUCGGCCAGACUGCUGAUGCCUCUGGAACUGGCUCUAGUGGCACUACCACCGGCGGCUCCACCGGUACUGCUUCUGGCGCGUCUUCGACCGCCACUUCGUCCAAGGGUGCUGCACCUGUCGGUAUUGUGACUCCUGGAUCUGCUGGCGCCACGAGUGCGGUUGUCAUCUAUGGUGUUCUUGUCGGAUUUACUGGACUUAUGGCUUGGUGGUUGUAA